AUGGCAUUCCUGAGGUCCGUAGCAACAACAGCAACUGCUGUAGCAGCUAUUCCUGCAGCCUUAGCCUUCUCUUCUCUUUCAUCUUCUCCGUCUUCUUCUUUCCCUCGCUUUUCCCAAUCUCCCAAAUCCCCCGACAGAUUUGGCCUUCUUAAAACAUUUGCCACCUCUCCCUCUGUUCUCCUCAUGGACCACAAACACUCUUCUCAGCCUCAUGCCGUCUUGCCCGACUUACUGACGGAGUACAUGGUGGAUAUGAAAUGCGAAGGUUGUGUUCAUGCUGUCAAAAAUAAGUUGCACGAGAUUAAUGGAGUUAAGGACGUAGAGGUGGACUUGAGCAAUCAGGUUGUAAGGAUUCUUGGUUCAACGCCAGUUAAGACCAUGACUGAAGCCUUGGAGCAGACUGGUAGAAAAGCCCGGUUAAUUGGACAAGGAAUGCCUGAAGAUUUCUUGAUAUCUGCUGCUGUUUCGGAAUUCAAAGGUCCAGAUGUUUUUGGUGUAGUUCGCCUAGCUCAAGUAAAUAUGGAGCUGGCUAGGAUUGAGGCCAAUUUUAGUGGGCUGUCACCAGGAAAGCAUAGUUGGUCCAUUAAUGAAUUUGGAGAUUUGACUAGAGGUGCAGCAAGCACUGGUAAAAUAUUCAAUCCGAUAAAUGAGGAAAACACCGAAAAGCCACUUGGCGACCUGGGAACACUAGAAGCUAAUGAAAAGGGUGAUGCCUUCUACACUGGGGUCAAAGAAAAGCUGAGGGUGGCUGAUCUUAUUGGACGAUCUGUAGUGGUAUAUGCAUCUGAAGAUAAAUCGGAACAUGGUAUUACUGCCGCGGUAAUUGCCAGAAGUGCUGGAGUGGGUGAGAACUAUAAAAGACUCUGUACGUGUGAUGGCACCACCAUAUGGGAGGCCACUGAUAAAGAUUUUGUUUCCAGCAAGAACUUGGGAAAUGUUUCACCACCUGGAAUUCGAUUGAAAGAGAAUGGGAACCGGAUUUUGCCCCCAGAUUCUCGGCCUAUUCCUCCCUCUAGUCAAAAGCAAGACUAA
Sphenostylis stenocarpa is the source of this 1032-nucleotide messenger RNA. The record is from the annotation of a GenBank genome assembly. Lineage: Eukaryota; Viridiplantae; Streptophyta; Magnoliopsida; Fabales; Fabaceae.